Quercus lobata is the source of this 1789-nucleotide messenger RNA. Its product is annotated as coiled-coil protein. The coding region runs from base 70 to 1638 and encodes 522 amino acids. The record is from RefSeq and is a predicted model, not a curated record. Gene Ontology annotation, biological process: positive regulation of ubiquitin-dependent protein catabolic process. Gene Ontology annotation, molecular function: cullin family protein binding. Lineage: Eukaryota; Viridiplantae; Streptophyta; Magnoliopsida; Fagales; Fagaceae. The transcript is spliced from 6 exons.
GUGAAAAACACAAACACACACAAAUCCUCAAAACUCUUCGAAAAAAUUCGCACAAAAGAGAAAAAAAGAAUGGAAGAGUCACAGGAAAUACUGUUGAACUCGUUGGAAAGCCUUGGGAUUUCGAUCCCACAAAGCGUUUCGUCUGUCAAAGACCUCAACCCAACAACCUUGGUCUCCACCUGCGCGCAGUGUCUCAAUUUACUCGACCCCACGGCGUCGUUUCCCACCUCUCUUCCUAGCGACUCCAUGGCUGACCAGUUCAAGAUCUGUACGGACUUGGCCACCCGGAUUAAGAAUCUGGGUUUUGUUGGAGACAUGAGCUUCCACAAGUUCCUGUAUCCAUCUGAAGAGGACUUGUAUAAGCUGAUCAGAUUCCUGGUGGAGAGGCUUUCUGAGUUAUCUGAAGAUAGAAUAACUGCUGAUGUGAAGGAUAUAAAGGAUAUGCUGGCAUUCCCUGAGAAAGUUGGAGCCAAAUUGAAAGAUCUAAAACUGAAGACUGAAGUGCCAGAGUUGUCAAAUGCCAAGGCUGAAGAUGUCUAUGCCGGCAUGCCCCAUGAGGGUGAUCUUAUUCCACAAAAAAUGGAUAAAAAAGCUGUUGACAAUAUAUUCUGCUCAAGGACAGGAGAUUACAGCAAGGACAAACUUGCUAGUGUAUUAAGCAGGACGGAUUCGACUGAAGAAGUGAUGGAUGCUGUCAGAGAUACAUCUGGAAAUGAGGAAACUUCAGCUUCGAGAGAUGAUGAAGAUGUUGGAGUGUUUGAACAGAAAGGAACUUUUAGAGAGCAAUCUUCAAAGAUAAGCAGAUAUGAGACUGAAAGAAUACAAAAUCAAGAAAAAGUGCUUAUGGAGGAGACAUUGGUAAAGAACUCUGGAUUACAGCAACUUGAAGAAGAAUUGGAAUUGUUAAGGGCAGCAGCAGAAGUGGCUCUUGAUGACAAACAUCCUAUUGACUUCUACCUUGAGCAGCUUAAUGAGCAAGUGGAUGCUAAAAAGUGUCAUCUUGUGGAAUUGGAGUUGGAGUGGGAAGCUGUCAGAAAGUCUUUGGAAGAGAAAAAGAAGGGUCUUGAGGAGUCUCUGUAUGCAACCAACCCAGAAGCUCAAGAAAAGCUUCAAAAGUUGAGAGAAGUUGAGUUGGAAUUGCAGUCUACUUUAUCUGAAAUUAGAGAGAGGGAAGAGGAACAUUCUAAACUUUCUGCAGAACUUGAGAGACAGCCCAAAAUGGCAUCUAGGGGUUCCCAUAUUCAGCGGAUAAAAGAGAUCACAAAAAACAGUAGGAAACAAGAUGCUGACAUAGAGCGGAUCUUAAAAGAGACUAGGGAGCUUCAGUUGGAGAGUAAUUCUAUCCAAGAACGCCUUCAUCGAACCUAUGCUGUUGUUGACGAAAUGGUAUUCAGGGAAGCUAAGAAAGACCCAGUAGGGCGACAGGCAUAUAGACUGCUCACUAGCAUCCACGAGACAUUUGAACAGAUCUCAGAGAAAACCCUUGCCACUGAUAGAGUACGAAGAGAGAUGGCUGAUCAUGAAAAGAAGCUAGCGGCCAUGGCAGCACGCAGCUUAAACGUAGACAAACUACAAGCUGAUCUCGAUGCCAUACGGAAGGAAAAUGAGUACCUAGAGCGACGCCUCCAUGAUAAUUAAAUCUGUGACUAUUAUCUCUAGUACCAUUAUUUUUUUCAACUAUCGGUGUACAUAACUACAAUAUUACUUUGAUAUAAGCUUUACAAAAUUUUAAACAAUUAGAUUGUAUUCAUUUAUCCAGUGGGAAGGGCGACAGAGCUCCUUCUGAGUA